Messenger RNA from Plenodomus lingam JN3, 996 nucleotides. RefSeq names its product mitochondrial 37S ribosomal protein uS10m. NCBI's taxonomy places the organism in Eukaryota, Fungi, Ascomycota, Dothideomycetes, Pleosporales, Leptosphaeriaceae. Gene Ontology annotation, biological process: translation. Gene Ontology annotation, cellular component: small ribosomal subunit; mitochondrion; ribosome. Gene Ontology annotation, molecular function: structural constituent of ribosome. The record is from RefSeq and is a predicted model, not a curated record.
AUGCUGAUGCGCAAACAGAUUGUCCACGCCCCUCGACCAUGCACACAGAGUUUCUCGCGGGCGAAGUCAUCCAAGAGCGAGGACGACGAUGGCGGGCACAGUGAGAAGAAUGAUGUGAGACUAAUGGAUCAAUUAAAGGCGGAUAUCAGCAAUGGGGACAUGCCGCUUGAUGCGCGGUUGCAGGACAUGGGCUUCGACCCGGACGAGUUCAAAAAACUAUGGCACAGCCAACAACGUGCGAACGAACGGCUGGCAGAAUGGGAACCCCAGACCCGCGAAGAAGCACAAAAGAAGUGGAAGGAAAUGCAGGACACACCCGACCAUCUCACCCUCCUACACAUGUACAAGCGAGCCGGCGUCGAGCCCAUCAAAGUCGCAAAGGAACGCGGCAUAACGCUCCCCAACGACCCCCCACCACUCGACCCCCAGACCCAAGCCGCGCUCGACAGCCUUCGCACCCCCAUCAACGUUCGCGCCGUGCACCUCCGGCCCCUCCGCCGCAGCCCCGAAUACGGCGUCCCCGUCUGCGACCUUCAGCUCCGUACCUACAGCAUCCGCAACCUGCUCCUCUUCGCCGACUUCGCCGUCCGCGCAGCCUACUAUCUCGGCCUCCCUGCGCGCGGCCCAAUUCCUCUGCCCCGCAUCACAGAGCGCUGGACGGUCCCGCGCUCCAACUUCAUUUUCAAAAAAUCCCAGGAGAACUUUGAGCGCAUCACCAUGCGCCGUCUGAUUCAGAUUCAGGAUGGCCAUCCAGAUGUCGUCAAGGCGUGGUUGGCGUUUUUACUUAAACAUCAGUAUCAUGGCGUUGGCAUGAAGGCGAAUAUUUGGGAGUAUGAGGGCUUGGAGGGCGCGUUGAGGGCGGGAGUCGAGGGCGAUGAGGAUGGAUUUGGGAGCAGGAGGGAGGGCGCGGUAAUGAGGAAGGUCGAAGAGAUUUUGGGCGGAGAUGCGUUUCAGAAGGCGUUGAAGGGCGAGGGCGGGAUGGAGGUUAGGCCGUAG